AAUCGUUUUGUAUUUUAAAUUAUUUUUUAAGCCUAUUGUUCUUUUUAAGCAGUGCCUUGUUGAAUUACUAUAUAGUUUUGCUCUUGACUUUCGGUCGCUUUGGGGCGGGCUGAUCCAGGAAUUUUGGGAUUAUUUUUCGAAAUAUUUAAAUCAGGUGCAUUCUUAGGAAGUUUUUGAAGUGUUCUCAAAAUGAAUUACAGACACAGCUUCCCAAAGGUCAGGCGCUUUCAGAGAAGGGUUCCCCUAUCAGAGCUCGAGCAAUCUUUGAAAGGCGAUAGUCUUGAGGCAGGCGACUCGACGUCUAAACCCCUCCUUCAGCAGAAUAUAGACCUACGUCGGAAACUUGAAGAAGAACACGCCAGUAACAAGCGCAAAUUGCAGGCAUACCAGGACGGGCAGGCUCGUCAGGCACAACUAGUCCAGAAAUUACAGGCAAAGGUUUUACAAUACAAGAAACAAUGCGAGGAUUAUGAAGAUAACCUAAAAUUCAAAGAGAUUAUGGAGCGUGACACUGAGAAAAAGGUAACUACCUCAGCUAGGUCACAGGCCUAGAUGGCAGGAAACUCUGGGCCUAACCGCAGCCAGCAUGAACGUCCAGCAUAUCUCGUGUAUAUACUCAAGCCAUAACCUUUUUGUAUACUUCCUGACAUUGUGUUUGUUUAACACUCAUUCUCAUAUAAAGUGGCAAGUUUGAAAUAAAAAUAAAUGUAAAAUUAUACGAAUAUGUCAAUGUUACUUUUCAUUUAUUAGAUAUAAUUGUCCAAACAUUUGUAGCAACUGAUUUAAAAUAUAGAAAAUUAAUUCAUUAACGUUUUGAAAAUUGAAUAUUGGCCUCUUUAAAU
Messenger RNA from Mercenaria mercenaria, 842 nucleotides. RefSeq names its product rootletin-like. The transcript is spliced from 3 exons. The record is from RefSeq and is a predicted model, not a curated record. Bases 190 to 552 code for a protein of 120 amino acids. NCBI's taxonomy places the organism in Eukaryota, Metazoa, Mollusca, Bivalvia, Venerida, Veneridae.